Aureococcus anophagefferens is the source of this 1194-nucleotide messenger RNA. RefSeq lists its product as hypothetical. Gene Ontology annotation, cellular component: cytoplasm. Gene Ontology annotation, biological process: transsulfuration. The record is from RefSeq and is a predicted model, not a curated record. Gene Ontology annotation, molecular function: carbon-sulfur lyase activity; pyridoxal phosphate binding. NCBI's taxonomy places the organism in Eukaryota, Pelagophyceae, Pelagomonadales, Pelagomonadaceae. The transcript has a single exon. Bases 1 to 1194 code for a protein of 397 amino acids.
AUGGCCAAGGCCGGCGACUGGAUCCCCAGCCCCCUGAGCGACGAGACGAAGCUCGUCCACGCCGGCGUGUCGCCGGACAAGGAGACGGGCGCCAUCCUGACGCCCAUCCACCAGUCGACGACCUUCGUCCAGGAGUCCAUCGACAAGUACAUGGGCAAGGGCUACUCCUACAGCCGGACGACGAACCCCACGGUCAAGGUGCUCGAGGCGAAGAUCUCGAGCCUCGAGAGCGCCGCGGGCACGACGUGCUUCGCGACGGGCAUGGCCGCGACGGUCACGGUCAUGUCGGCCUUCCUCGAGCAGGGCGACCACUGCGUGCUGACGAACUGCUCCUACGGCGGCACGAACCGCGUCGCGCGCAUGCAGUUCAUGCGCUACGGCAUCGAUUUCUCGUUCGUCGACUUCCGCGACCUCGCGGCGGUCAAGGCCGCGAUCACGCCGAAGACGAAGCUCAUCUUCUCGGAGACGCCGGCGAACCCGACGCUCACGCUCACGGACCUCGCGGCGCUCAGCGCCAUCGCCAAGGCCGCGGGCGUGCUCCACGUCUGCGACGCGACGUUCGGCACGCCGCUCAUGCUCAAGCCCAUCGAGCUCGGCUGCGACAUGUCGCUCCACUCGACGACCAAGUACUUCGACGGCCACAACAUGACCGUCGGGGGCUGCGUCUCCUGCGCGACGAAGGAGCUCGACGACCGCCUCCACUUCGUGCAGAACAUGCACGGCAACAUCAUGACGCCGCACACCGCGUUCCUCACGCUCCAGUCCUGCAAGACCAUGGCCGUGCGCUGCAAGCAGCAGGCGGCCAACGCCAUGGCCGUCGCGACCUUCCUCGAGGGCCACGCCAAGGUCGAGACCGUGCGCUACCCGGGCCUCGCGUCGUUCCCCCAGAAGGCGCUCGCGGACAAGCAGCACAACGACGGCUUCCACGGCGGCAUGCUCUGGUUCGAGGUCAAGGGCGGCAGCGCCGCGGGCCGCAAGCUCAUGGACACGACGCCGCGCCCCUGGUCCCUCUGCGAGAACCUCGGCGCCGUCGAGUCCAUCAUCACGUGCCCGUCCGUGAUGACGCACGCGAACAUGCUCGCCGAGGACCGGCUCAAGGUCGGCAUCACCGACGGCUUCAUCCGCAUCUCCUGCGGCAUCGAGGACGCCAAGGACCUCAUCACGGCCCUCAAGACGUCGCUCGACGCGCUCUAG